Molecule: messenger RNA, 1439 nt
Organism: Ornithodoros turicata
Lineage: Eukaryota; Metazoa; Arthropoda; Arachnida; Ixodida; Argasidae
Exons: 14
Coding region: 145-756 (203 amino acids)
Source: RefSeq, a predicted model, not a curated record
UUCUUGUUUCCGCGCCAUUUUUGUCUUUCGUAUUUCAGCACGGUGUAUUUCAGCUUGCGGCAUCUUUUCGUUGUUUCAUUUAAUUUGCGAUCGGGUACGUCUGACAGAGGUGGUGGCUCCGACGUUGAAAGGGACUAGCGAAACAUGAGUAAGAAAUUCACGGUCGUGAAGUUCGGGAAUGACACCGUCGAAUUCGUGCCAACGAAGUGGAUAGUUGCUGGAAGGAUGUGUUUGUGGCCAACAAACAAACCAAAUUCAAAGAUAUUGGAGAUGGUAAAAGAACUGUGCGAGCCGGAGGCCGACUGGGAUAUUUGUCCUUGCGAGUGCAUGGCGUCCUUCAACAGCUUCAAGAAGGCAAAGAAAAACGCAAGGGACGCGGAAUACACGUCGCACCUCGAGUCUGAAUCCAGCGAAGGAGAGGAUACUGGUGCAGUUAACGCAAGUCAACCAAGGAAGAGAAUCAGACUACCAUCACCAUCCAGAGACAUGGAAAGUGCACCUUCUAGCCCUGUUAAUGCAAGUCAGCCAACAAAGAGCAUGAGAUUACCAUCACCACCCAGAAACAUGGAAAGUGCAUCUUCUAGCCCUGUAUCACAGCCUUCAAGCAGUGGGAGCAGGCAGGAUGCAUUAUCCCUAGGACACAGCUCACGUACCUCUACCUCAGGACGUAGCAACAGCGCAAUUCACACAGAAGCGCUGGAUGCUGAAGGGAAUCUUACACGGUCACGUGCUCAUCAACUGCUCAGCAGCAGCUAGCUCGUGCCCCGGUACUUUCUUCUCUGAUACACAGUGACAUUUGUGUGUCCCUGCUGCAGUUUUCUUUUGAGAGAAAGACUCUCAAAAUGUUAAUUGAACUAAAGGCAGCGGUGCGAGACCUUAGGGCUGCAGUAGCAGAAUGCAGGUGUAAUAUGGGGACAGCAGCACUGGAGGAGACCAGUGGUUUGCUCGGGGAUAUUCUGCCAGAGCCACUUUCCACCUGUGAAGAGUGGGAAGAAUUAGAGAGCAAGCUAGAGGACAAUAGUACAAGGAGGAACCUUGCGGAUAGACUAGCAGUCCUGGGUGGUGCAAAUCUCAAUGAUGUGGUGCGUGUCAUAAUGGAAACAUGCACCAAGAAAUCACUGCAGCAGAAGAUUACGGUUGAGGGCCGGAAUGGAAAGCGAUCCUUCAAGGGCACACGCCUUUUUGACUGUGUCCUCACUGCCGUCCAUAAGCGGAUGGACACCCUCAAAGUCCCUGUAACGGACAAAGAGGUCACUGCCCGUGUGGGACGAUACUUGACCUGCGCAGGUGACAGGGAAGGCGGAAGGAAACAAAGAGCUGUGAGGCAUUAAAGCGGUGUGCUUAUUUGCUGGAAGUUGCAGUUCACAAGAGGUGCCCUGCUCACAAGAAGGCUGAGAGGGGACAGGUACAGAACAGAAUUCAAAUAAAUGUUUAUUCAC